Molecule: messenger RNA, 611 nt
Organism: Talpa occidentalis (Iberian mole)
Lineage: Eukaryota; Metazoa; Chordata; Mammalia; Eulipotyphla; Talpidae
Gene: ACYP1
Product: acylphosphatase 1
Exons: 3
Coding region: 96-395 (99 amino acids)
Molecular function (GO): acylphosphatase activity
Source: RefSeq, a predicted model, not a curated record
GCAGGAUUCCGAGGUCCGCUCACUGGACGCAAGUGGGGCUGCUGAUAGCCGCGGUUAGCACGCUCGGCUGCUUUGUGCUGGCCUCAGGCUUGAGCAUGGCAGAAGGGGACACCCUGAUAUCAGUGGAUUAUGAAGUUUUUGGGAAGGUGCAAGGGGUGUUUUUCCGCAAGUACACGCAGGCUGAGAGUAAAAAGCUGGGAUUGGUAGGCUGGGUCCAGAACACUGACCAGGGCACAGUGCAAGGACAGUUGCAAGGUCCCAUCUCCAAAGUGCGUCAUAUGCAGGAAUGGCUUAGGACAAAAGGAAGUCCCAAGUCACACAUCGACAGAGCAAACUUCAGUAACGAGAAAGUUAUCUUAACGUUGGAUUACUCAGAUUUCCAAAUUGUGAAAUAGUGGCCUGAAUAUAAUUUUUCAGGAUAAAAUAGGUGGUUGUUCUUUAAUGUAGGAGAUAAAACUAUUCUGUGUUCAAUGUUAGAAUUUAUUUAAGUUAUUUUAGUAUACACCAGACAUUUGAAUGUUACUGUAUCUUAUAUGAUGGAGGAAUUACAGUUGGACACAAUUCUAAUCAAUAAAAACACAUUGGAACCUUCUGCGUGGGGUACUUUUAUU